Messenger RNA from Macrobrachium nipponense, 1270 nucleotides. Its product is annotated as pre-mRNA 3'-end-processing factor FIP1-like. Gene Ontology annotation, cellular component: mRNA cleavage and polyadenylation specificity factor complex. NCBI's taxonomy places the organism in Eukaryota, Metazoa, Arthropoda, Malacostraca, Decapoda, Palaemonidae. Bases 1 to 966 code for a protein of 321 amino acids. The record is from RefSeq and is a predicted model, not a curated record. The transcript is spliced from 7 exons.
AUGGCAUAUGAGGAAGAGCAUUUCAAGCUCCUGAAAGUCAAGGCUCAUGAGGCUGCACCUACUACUGGCUUGAAAGAUGAAGAUUUUACAUCACCAGGAAAAGUUAAUGGUGUCCCUGUUGGAGACUUUUCAUAUAAUGAUAUGGAAGACAAACCAUGGAGAAAACCAGGAGCAGAUAUUUCUGACUAUUUCAAUUAUGGUUUUAAUGAAGAAACAUGGUUUAAAUAUUGUGAGCGGCAGAAGAGAAUGAGGGUCACAGAAUCUGGUGCGGGCUUAAGUGGUCUCGGAGUCAGUAUAACUAAGCCAUUUGGUAAUGCCAGCAGUACAAAUAUACCAGUUGCGAUUGUCAACGACAACAGUAAGUAUGGAGGAACUAGUUCUCGUCCCAGAGCCGGACCCCCUCCAAGACCCAUCAAUAAACCUGGACAGAAUGAUGUAAACAGCUCCAAGCCCAGUACUAUACAGGUAAUGACAGCUGAUAGAAGAGAGUACUCAAACAAAGUGAUGAACGGCCCACCUCCAGUACAAACAUCAUUCAUGCCAGGAUACAAUGAUAUGGAAUUUGGUGGCAAUCCAUAUGGCGAAACUUACUACCCACCUCCUGAAGCUCAACCAUAUUAUGGAGGCCCUCCUCCAUUUCCUCCAAUUCACUGGGGAGGUUCUGAUGCUCCCAUUUCGAACCAAAGUAGCUGGGAAGGUGGUGGUGGAGGAGGUGGUGGUGGUCAUAAUGUUACACCAGUGUCAAGUAGCUCUAAUUACUUUGAUGAGAGUUCAAACAUGAGUGCACCACCUCCCUUACAAGAGCAAGAAGAAGAAAGACAUUCUCGGUCACGAAGAAGUCACAGAUCUCGAAGCCGUUCACCUACUCGCCAUAAACAUUCAAGCAGUAGGCACAGGUCAAGAUCCCGGUCACCCUCACACAGACAUAAACGUAAAAAGUCCAAGAGAGAGAGGGAUGCAGAUUAACAUGAAUAGAACUAUGUAAAAAGCUGCAUUACAUUGGACACUGAUGCAGUCGAAUGUUUUCACAGUACAAUAGAAGAUGGUUUCCAGUUCUAUUCCUUUGGCAGUGCUUGGAAAUUCCCAUUCCAAAUCUCUUGGUUUUUAAGUUAAAAUGAACAAUGUUGUUUCUUUCAUAUUCUUUGAUGUAAAUUGGCAGUUUAGUUUUAGUAUUAAGUUUUAUGCUUUUUGAAUUUUUUUUUCAUCAGAAAUGUAGGUUUAUGCUGUUCAGGAAAUCUAUUUAUCUGUUAAUAAGACAAAAACUCAAUCA